Molecule: messenger RNA, 585 nt
Organism: Clonostachys rhizophaga
Lineage: Eukaryota; Fungi; Ascomycota; Sordariomycetes; Hypocreales; Bionectriaceae
Source: the annotation of a GenBank genome assembly
AUGUUCUGCACCAGAUGUCUGCGAAGCCCGGUGCUCCGGCGGCAGAUCCCAGCCGUGCGCCAGUUCUCGGUUUCCACCCCCUUCCGUUCCGUCGAGCAACCACCCCUCUCGACUCCCACCACCGCCCCCGGCGAGCAACCGAAGGCGGCGGCGAUACCCAAGUCCAGCUGCCCGGAAGGCACCGUCCUCACAGGCCUCAACUUUCUCAAGAGCGGCCAGGAUCCAGUAGCACUGAAGGACGAAGACUACCCCGCAUGGCUGUGGGAUUGCCUGGACGUGAUGAAGAAGAGCUCGGACGGAGCAGCCGAUGACGCAGGAGACGAAUUCUCCAAGUCGAAGAAGCAACGAAAACUGGCCGCCAAGCGAAAGCUAGCCCUCGAGGCCGAGCUCCUCGCCCAGGGGAACCUCGAGGCCCUGGCUCCCAAGAUCCCCCUGCCACAGCAGUCCAUCAACCUGCCGGGCGAGGAGAACAGCUCCGUGCAACAAAACAUUGAGGCCGCGGAGAAGCGGAACGAGCUGAGAAAGGCCAUGCGGAAGGAGAGGAAGGCCAAGAUCAAGGAGUCCAACUACCUGAAGUCGAUGUAA